AUGCCGUGGAACUUGACCGCGGAGCAGCUCUCGGCGCUGCUGCGGCUGCACAACCUGACUCGCGCACAGUUCAUCGCGCGCUAUGGACUGCGGCCACUGGUGCACCCGCAGCUGCCGGCACGCGCCAGGCUGGCCCUCCUGCUCACGGGCCUGCUCAUCUUCACCCUGGCACUCUUUGGCAACGCCCUGGUGGUCUACGUGGUGACCCGCAGCAAAGCCAUGCGCACCGUCACCAACAUCUUCAUCUGCUCCCUGGCGCUCAGCGACCUACUCAUCGUCUUCUUCUGCAUCCCCGUCACCAUGCUCCAGAACGUCUCGGACACCUGGCUGGGGGGUGCCUUCAUUUGCAAGAUGGUCCCGUUUGUCCAGUGCACUGCCAUUGUGACAGAAAUCCUCACUAUGACCUGCAUUGCUGUGGAAAGGCACCAGGGACUUGUCCAUCCUUUUAAAAUGAAGCGUCAGUACACCAAUCAAAGGGCUUUCAUAAUGCUAGGUGUGGUGUGGCUGGUGGCCAUCAUCAUUGGAUCUCCCAUGUGGCAUGUGCAGCGACUUGAGGUUAAAUAUGACUUCCUGUAUGAAAAAGAGCACAUCUGCUGCCUGGAGGAGUGGAGCAGCCCCAUGCACCAGAGAAUCUACACCACCUUCAUCCUCGUCAUCCUCUUCCUUCUGCCUCUCCUGCUGCUGCUCGUCCUCUACGGUAGAAUCGGUUAUGAGCUUUGGAUCAAGAAAAGAGUCGGGGAUGGCUCCGUGCUCCAAACUAUUCACGGAAAAGAAAUGUUCAAAAUUGCCAGGAAGAAGAAGCGAGCUGUGAUCAUGAUGGUGACAGUGGUGGCUCUGUUUGCUGUGUGCUGGGCGCCUUUCCACAUCGUUCACAUGAUGAUAGAAUACAGUAAUUUCGAAAAGGAAUAUGAUGAAGUCACAAUCAAGAUGAUUUUUGCCAUAGUGCAAAUCAUUGGGUUUUUCAACUCCAUCUGUAAUCCCAUUGUCUAUGCACUUAUGAAUGAAAACUUCAAAAAAAAUUUUGAGUCUGCAGUUUGCUGUUGCAUAGUAAAAGAAACGUUCUCUCCAGCAAGGAGGCAUGGAAGUUCAGGAGCUGUGGCCAUGCAGAGGAGAACAAAGUUAGCUGGCAGAGAGAAUCCUGUAGAGACCAAAGGAGAAACAUUUGAGGACAGCAACAUCAAUGUCAAGUGGUGUGAACAGCCAGAGAAGAAGAAAAAAUUGCAAGUGGCAUCUUGUCCUCUUUAGUUCUGAAUUUCUGAGAACUCUGCUGUAGACAGGGACUUUAAUUGUUAACAGUAUCUUCAGAAUCAGUACCCGUCAUACUGUAAUGGAAAGAAAAUUAUUUUGAGAAAAAGUAGAGCUUUCAUAUUAAAAAUGUUGACGAGCACUUGAAAGGUUGAGGCAGGGGAAUGAGGAGUUUAAAGUAAUCCUCAGCAGCAUAAUGAGUUUUAGGAUAACCUGUAGUACAAGAGACCCUGUCUCAGGAAGCCAAAAUAAUAACAACUAAACUUACUAAUGAUGGUGACAAAACAUUUUUUCAUUGAAAAUACAUAAGAAGUACAAUUUUGAAAAAUUAUUGGGCCAUUAUUGUGAUUACUAGGUAUAGUUUUUUUUUUUU
Molecule: messenger RNA, 1618 nt
Organism: Peromyscus leucopus (white-footed mouse)
Lineage: Eukaryota; Metazoa; Chordata; Mammalia; Rodentia; Cricetidae
Product: pyroglutamylated RF-amide peptide receptor-like
Biological process (GO): G protein-coupled receptor signaling pathway
Cellular component (GO): membrane
Molecular function (GO): peptide binding; neuropeptide Y receptor activity
Source: RefSeq, a predicted model, not a curated record